AUGUCCGACACCAAGCCCAACCCCAAAGACUCCAUGAAGUCUACCUGGCGGACCAAGGACCGCCGGCAAUGGAACCUCGCCCACUGGUUCUACGAGAUGACCGACGUGCAUCCCACCAACCUGCACGACGACAUCCCCGUGCACCAAAAGUCAGAAAAGGUGCCCUACCUGUCCGACUGGCUGAUGCACCGCUGGGUCAUCGUCCACGCGGCGCUCCCCCUCGCCCUGCACCAGCUCUACGUCCACUACACGGGCGUCAACCUCACGGCCCUGCAGGCCUUCCUCUUCUACAGCGUCGCCUUCAAGCUCAUCGCCAUCCGCGAGAUCCACAUGCUCCGCGCCAUGGGCCACCGGCACGGCUUCCUCGACGGCGACGCCCACGAGCGCGACGGCGUGCCCGACGUCGGCGUCUGGAAGGUGAUGCGCUCGCUCGUCUCGACGUCCACCUUCCGCCCCGUCUUCACCGUCUUCCUCGCCUACCGCGCGUCCGAGGCCCCCGCCGACAUGAGCUGGUGGUGGAUGCCGCUCGAGGCCGGGCUCUACGGCAUCGUCCUCGACUUCUGGUUCUACUGGUACCACCGCCUGAUGCACGAGGUCGGCGGCCUGUGGCAGUUCCACCGCACCCACCACCUCACCAAGCACCCGAACCCGCUGCUGACCCUGUACGCCGACACCGAGCAGGAGAUUUUCGACAUUGCCGGCAUCCCGCUGCUGACCUACUUUUCUAUGAAGCUCAUGGGCAUGCCGAUGGGUUUUUACGAGUGGUGGAUCUGCCACCAGUACGUUGUGUUUGCGGAGCUGGCUGGCCACAGUGGCCUGCGUCUUCACGCCACGCCUCCGAAUGUGCUUACCGUCUUUUUGCGCAUGUUUGACGCUGAGCUUAUUAUCGAGGACCAUGACUUGCACCACCGCAAGGGGUGGAAGUCGAGCGGCAACUAUGGCAAGCAGACCCGUUUGUGGGACCGCGUCUUUGGCACCUGCAAGGACCGGAUUGAGUGUGGCUCGACGAAUGUUGAUUACGAGAACCAGGCGAGUAUGCCUAUUUUCUUCUGA
This is a messenger RNA of Metarhizium brunneum ARSEF 3297, 1053 nucleotides long. Its product is annotated as Fatty acid hydroxylase vlmA. Gene Ontology annotation, cellular component: endoplasmic reticulum membrane. NCBI's taxonomy places the organism in Eukaryota, Fungi, Ascomycota, Sordariomycetes, Hypocreales, Clavicipitaceae. Gene Ontology annotation, molecular function: C-4 methylsterol oxidase activity; iron ion binding. The record is from RefSeq and is a predicted model, not a curated record. Gene Ontology annotation, biological process: ergosterol biosynthetic process.